Messenger RNA from Metarhizium acridum CQMa 102, 834 nucleotides. Lineage: Eukaryota; Fungi; Ascomycota; Sordariomycetes; Hypocreales; Clavicipitaceae. The record is from RefSeq and is a predicted model, not a curated record.
AUGCGUUCUAUUUCUGCCGUCGCUCUUCUCUCGGCCAUCGGCGCCGUUGUCAAUGCCGCGCCUGCCACGCCUGCCAUGGAGAGGCGAGAGGCGGGAACCCUGGAAACCUUUACCAUUUCCCAGAGGCCUCCGUUCCAGGACGAAAGCCUCCUCCCUCCUCUCAACGGUGCCAGCACGAUCGACAUGAGCAUGGAGGGGUACGAGAACGGAUAUAAUCCUGACAGUGAUCAAUACAAGUGCCACGGAUCUUGCGGCAUCGUGUUGCGAAUUGGCAGAUCUCCUGAGAGGUGCACUCACCCAUACGCUCAGCCCUUCGUCAACUUCUGCUUUGGUACUUGCGCCACCCUUCAGAAGUUCAAGCCUUACCCCCCUGCCAAAAGCUUCAAGAAAACUUGCAAUCUCAACGUCCAAGAAGCCCCCUCCACCACUGUUGAGCAAGUCACCAGCGCCAGCGCCGAGGCCCAAGCCAGUACUAGUAGCUCUCAACCAGCUUCAACCACUGGUUCCUCGGUCUCGCGCCCUGCCGGUUCCGCUGUCCCAAGUGGAAGCUCUAGACAAGCUGCCUCUUCAGCUGCCUCUUCAGCUCCCUCUUCAGCUCCCUCUUCAGCUCCCGCUUCAGCUUCCUCUUCGGCUUCACCAUCAAGAACCUCAGCACUUCCCACUGGAACCACGAGCCCACGACCGUCGCACCCAUCGGGCGUUGCCUCCGCCUCCGGCACUGCUCGCAAAGCCACGCCAACAAACGCUGGACCUGUGACUGCGGGCGCUGCUAGCACUUCCUUUAGCGUUAUUGCCGCUAUCACUGUCGCUACCCUCGCUAUGAUUAUCGCCUGA